ACCAUACUUGGCGUAGAUCCAUGCUAAUGGCCCUCACUGCCAAGAACAAAGUUGGUUUCGUUGAUGGCUCUAUUGCCAAACCAGUAGGUACUUCUUCUCUUUUUCAUAGCUGGACCAGAUGCAGUAACAUGAUCUUGUCUUGGCUUCUUAAUUCUCUUUCUAAAGAGAUUGCUGCUAGUGUCAUAUAUGUCGAAUCUGCCAAGGAAGUUUGGUCUGAUCUUCAAGAACGUUUCUCUCAAGGAAAUGGUCCUUGGAUCUUUCAACUGCAGAAGUCUAUUGCUUCUCUUAUGCAAAAUGAUCUCUCUGUUAGUGCAUAUUUCACUCAAAUGAAAGGUUUAUGGGAUCAAUUGAUGAACUAUAGACCCUUACUUGUAUGUUCAUGUGGAGGUCUGCGUACAUUGAUGGCCAUGCAUCAGCAAGACUAUGUUAUGUGUUUCUUGAUGGGGCUGAAUGACUCAUUCUCUCAAGUGCGUGGUCAAAUCCUUUUGAUUGAUCCACUUCCUCCUAUGAACAAGGUUUUCUCUCUUGUUCUUCAAGAAGAGCGUCAGAGAGACAUUGGAUCACCUCUUAUCUCUCACAUUCCAUCUGCUGCACUCUCAUCAACAGCAAAACAGGCUCAUCAGAUUAAACCCUCCACUCGCAAAGAUAGACCUAUUUGCUCCCAUUGUUCUGUUCCUGGGCAUACAAUUGAAAAAUGCUUCAAGUUAUAUCCUCCUGGAUAUCGCUCCAAAGGAAAAUAUUCCACUCCAUCAUCUUCAGCUCAUCAAGUUGCUGGUGAUUCUGCCUCUUCAUUUCCACUCACACCACAGCAAUGCCAACAGCUUAUAGCUCUUCUCAAUUCUGAAUCACAUGUGUCUCAGACAGCCAAUGUGAUUUCUUCAGUUGAUAAUCUUUCUGGACCUCACCCAUUGGAGAAUGAUUGGGAAGGGUAAAGCCAAAGGAGGAUUAUACAUACUGCAUAAAUCAGAUGAUCAUGUUACUCUUCUUUGUAAUUCAAAUUUCAAUUCUACUUAUGUUUCACACUCUAAUCAUUCUGAGUUUGAUAUUUGGCAUAAAAGGUUGGGUCAUCCAUCCUUAUCUCGAAUAAAGUUGUUGUCUUCUAUUGUACCUACUGCUUCCAUAAAUAAUGACAUUCCAUGUUCAAUU
This is a messenger RNA of Juglans microcarpa x Juglans regia, 1146 nucleotides long. RefSeq lists its product as uncharacterized. Bases 21 to 932 code for a protein of 303 amino acids. The transcript has 2 exons. The record is from RefSeq and is a predicted model, not a curated record. Lineage: Eukaryota; Viridiplantae; Streptophyta; Magnoliopsida; Fagales; Juglandaceae.